AAGAAAGACGUGCGUGCGCGCGUGCGACAGCGGCCCGCUGAGGGCGCGACUUGUGCUCGCGGGCCGCCUUUCCCGCCCAUUGCACAAAGGGGGCAGCCGGCUCGCUUCGGCCCGUCGGCAUGGCCGGCGCAGAGCGCGUGGCGGCCGGCGGCCGAGGAGGGAAACUCAGCCUCAAGCGCAAGAGGCAGCCGGAGCUGCCGGCGGCAGACGACCUUCUUCCUCCUCCUCCUCCUCCUCGCCGGCCCCACAGCUGUUGCUGGUUUGAUGAACAAGGCUUAAGCGACGCUGAAAGCACAUGGAUGACGUUACUCAGGUCUGUGGACCCACAUCUGAAUCGCUCAAGUUUAGAAAAAGAAGUCAACCUUCCAGAGUUUCUUACAAAGAGCUCUCAAACUGCAAGUCCUCAGCCAAACCCAGAAACAUUUAACAUUGGAGUGAAACAGUUUCAGUGGGCUCCAUUUCCACUUUACCAUGCAAACAAGUUGAGAAGUCUAAAACACUCUGAAAAUGGAACUGUUGCUUUAACCGAAACAGACUAUGAUGCAGGUGGACAGCUCAGUGUCAUUCCCUCUGUUCUCCUGGAGCAAUCCCCCCUUCCAGCCAAUAUGAAUACUGCUGAGGAAAUGGGAAUUAGACACAGCAUAAAACAUUCCACUGAACGGGAAGGUAGAGACAUGAACGAAAUGCAUCCAUGUUCAUCUCAACAGAAAUCAUCAACAGCUGCAGAGAACCAUCCAAAAAAGUCUGAGUUCCAAAAACUACAGAAAGGAACUGCUAGACAGAGUGAAGGAAAAAGUGAAAAGGGAAGAUUAAGAAAUAAUGAUACUUUGUUUAAUGAAGCCACAUUGACGUUACCUGCACAGGAGUGUCCUGCUAGUUUCAGUAUCAGUGAUGAAGAAAAAACAGAAAAUCAUAGGGAGGAAAUCUUAAGUCUCCGCCAGUGUCCUAUGUGUCAGAUCCACAUUACAGGAACGUGGUCAAAACUGGACCUUGAUAGUCAUCUUGCUAAAUGUUUGUCUGAAAGCGCAGAAGAUGUAAUUUGGUAACUAAGAAGAACAAAUAAAUUACUGGAGAACAGCCAACACUGACUAGUAGUCAAGAAAUUUGCAGCAGUCUACCACGUAGCAUGAAAGCCAAAAAGGAGGUCAAGCGCCAUGUAUUUUGUUUUGCUUUAUAUCCUGCUAUCAGGUCUAUACUGCUGAUGGCUGUGGGCACAUCAGUGAAGUCUGGAUGUACAUUUGAUUACACAAUGGCUUAUGUUUCUAGUAAAAGCAGUACUGUAUGACUAAGGGACAUAUUAUGAUGUCCCAUUCACUGUACAGAAUUAUCUGCUUCAGUGGGUUUGGGGGAUAGGGCUUGUUGAAAAUUAAAUAGCCAGCCAGACACAGUGCACUUUAAAUUGUCAUAAAAAGCUUUCAAUAAAAAGAUAGCUGGACAUUC
This is a messenger RNA of Rhineura floridana, 1440 nucleotides long. RefSeq names its product FA core complex associated protein 20 (gene FAAP20). NCBI's taxonomy places the organism in Eukaryota, Metazoa, Chordata, Lepidosauria, Squamata, Rhineuridae. Gene Ontology annotation, molecular function: ubiquitin binding. The transcript is spliced from 4 exons. The record is from RefSeq and is a predicted model, not a curated record. The coding region runs from base 120 to 1046 and encodes 308 amino acids.